GGGGCCGGGAUGAGGCCGGGCUGGAGCCGCCCCCGAGCCGGGCUGGAGCCGCCCCGCUCCGUCCCCGCUCCGUCCCCGCUCCGUCCCCGCUCCGUCCCCGCGAUGUCGCCGCGCUCCGCCCGCCUGGCGCGGCUGUCGCGCUCCGUCACCUUCAGCGCCUGCCACCGCCUGCACAGUAAAUCCCUGAGUGAUGAGGAGAACCUGAAGCUGUUUGGGAAGUGCAACAAUCCAAAUGGCCACGGGCACAACUACAAAGUUGUGGUCACCGUGCGUGGAGAGAUUGACCCAGUCUCGGGGAUGGUGAUGAACCUGACAGACCUGAAGGAAUACAUGCAGGCAGCAAUCAUGGAGCCACUGGACCACAAAAACCUGGACAAGGAUGUGCCCUACUUCUCUGAGGUGGUGAGCACCACAGAGAACGUUGCUGUGUUCAUCUGGGACAACCUCCAGAAGCUGCUGCCCCAGGGGAUCCUUCACAAGGUGGAGGUGCAGGAGACAGAGCAGAACGUGGUGGUUUACAAGGGAGAGGAAACCAUUGUGAAGUGAGAUCAGCCUCAGCUCAGCUGCUCAGGAGAGAUGCUCCAGAACCAGCUCAGCACCUCCUGCACCAGCCCUGGCUUCUGUGCACAUCAGGACACUGCAGAUGUUUCACAAGGACCCUCUCAGCUCUUUGCCCAUCUCUGUUCUCAGCAUGGGCUGGUUCCUCUGCUUUCUCUCAAGACCUUCCUGUUUUGCCAAGCUGAGCCACCCAGCUGAUGUGAAAUUUAGAGUUGUGCCCUGGUAAAUAAAGCAGCUUUGGAGAGAG
Messenger RNA from Oenanthe melanoleuca, 805 nucleotides. It is a transcript of the gene PTS, whose product is annotated as 6-pyruvoyltetrahydropterin synthase. The transcript is spliced from 6 exons. The coding region runs from base 10 to 546 and encodes 178 amino acids. Gene Ontology annotation, biological process: tetrahydrobiopterin biosynthetic process. NCBI's taxonomy places the organism in Eukaryota, Metazoa, Chordata, Aves, Passeriformes, Muscicapidae. The record is from RefSeq and is a predicted model, not a curated record. Gene Ontology annotation, molecular function: 6-pyruvoyltetrahydropterin synthase activity. Gene Ontology annotation, cellular component: mitochondrion.